AUGAAAUUCCUACUAUUCGCUGCACUCGUUGCCAUUGCGGCCGCUCGCCCUUCAAAGAGUGGCACGCUCUUCCCUGAGUCCGCAGGACCCAUAAUUCAAGAACCAGAAAAUAUCAACACCAACCCAGCUCUGGUUGACGAAACCGAGACCAUCAACACCAACCCAGCCCUCGUUGACGAAACCGAGAACAUCAACACCGACCCAGCCCUCGUUGACGAAACCGAGAACAUCAACACCGACCCAGCCCUCGUUGACGAAACCGAGAACAUCAACACCGACCCAGCCCUUGUUGACGAAACCGAGAACAUCAACACCGACCCAGCCCUUGUUGACGAAACCGAGAACAUCAACACCGACCCAGCCCUUGUUGACGAAACCGAGAACAUCAACACCGACCCAGCCCUUGUUGACGAAACCGAGAACAUCAACACCGACCCAGCCCUUGUUGACGAAACCGAGAACAUCAACACCGACCCAGCCCUUGUUGACGAAACCGAGAACAUCAACACCGACCCAGCCCUUGUUGACGAAACCGAGAACAUCAACACCGACCCAGCCCUCGUUGACGAAACCGAGAACAUCAACACCGACCCAGCCCUCGUUGACGAAACCGAGAACAUCAACACCGACCCAGCCCUCGUUGACGAAACCGAGAACAUCAACACCGACCCAGCCCUUGUUGACGAAACCGAGAACAUCAACACCGACCCAGCCCUUGUUGACGAAACCGAGAACAUCAACACCGACCCAGCCCUCGUUGACGAAACCGAGAACAUCAACACCGACCCAGCCCUUGUUGACGAAACCGAGAACAUCAACACCGACCCAGCCCUUGUUGACGAAACCGAGAACAUCAACACCGACCCAGCCCUUGUUGACGAAACCGAGAACAUCAACACCGACCCAGCCCUUGUUGACGAAACCGAGAACAUCAACACCGACCCAGCCCUUGUUGACGAAACCGAGAACAUCAACACCGACCCAGCACUCGUUGACGAAACCGAGAACAUCAACAUCGGCCCAGCUCUGGUUGAUGAAAACGAGCCAAUCUCAACUGACCCCGCUUUGGUUGACGAAACCGAGAACAUCAACACCGACCCAGCCCUCGUUGACGAAACCGAGAACAUCAACAUCGGCCCAGCCCUGGUUGAUGAAAGCGAGGCAAUCUCAACUGACCCCGCUUUGGUUGACAAGCCCGUUCCAGCUGGUUCUCCUCUUGUUCAAGUUAUCAUUAACAUUAAGUCCGCCUCAAGCCCAGCUUUCAAGCCUGAAGCCAUUGACAACAGCCCCGCUAUUAUCCCUGAAACUCCCAUAAUCCCAGACCCAAUCAACAUUGGCCAACCCGAUCUUCCUCUCAUCCCAGACCCAAUCAACAUUGGAAAUCCCGUUCUUCCCGACUUAGCCAUGAACCUCCCUGACGAACUUCACUAA
This is a messenger RNA of Pieris macdunnoughi, 1431 nucleotides long. The record is from the annotation of a GenBank genome assembly. NCBI's taxonomy places the organism in Eukaryota, Metazoa, Arthropoda, Insecta, Lepidoptera, Pieridae.